CCUCAUGCAAGGAGCAGGUACAUGUAUCCCAGUACUGCAGAAUAUACCAAUGCGGUAAAGAUGUCAUCUAUCCAAUUUUGCAAAGCUGGGACAGCCUUCCCUGAUCAGAUGACGUUUGCCGGUUUGUUGCAAGCCAUUUCUGACCUUACAAUUUUUUCCUAACCUAAAACUUAUGUUCGCUGGGACACUUAAUAAAAGGUUUGCACUGAUGCCUCAAUUUGUUAAAUGCAUCACUGUAAAAUGGAAGUUGAUAACCAGCUAGUCCAGAGUCAGCAGUUGGGCAGUAACUGUCGCUACCAAUAUAAGACCAGCGAUUAUAUUGGUAAGGGAACCUUCGGUAUCGUCUAUGCCGCCAGUAUUGUGGAUCGAGGUAAUUUUACCGGCGAGGGAACUGUAGCGGUCAAGGUGGUCCACUUGGAUAAAGAGCGUGAAGGGCUUUUGACCAGUUUGAGCGACAGCUGGACAUCACUGCGCCACCGCUGGAAGAAGUUGAUCGAAUUUAAACAUGAACAUCUCAUUGCGUACCAUAAAAUAUCCAUUAGCCAGGCGGCUGGUGGAGUAUUCGUGGAGUUCUUAAUGGAUUAUUGCAGUGGUGGCGACUUAAAUCUGCUUUUAAAUGAUCUCCAAAAGAAACCAACAAGUAUGCUAGAUCGGGAACGAUUUCUGGAUAAGGCGACCAUCGUCUGCUACGCAUUACAAAUAGCAGAUGGUCUAGAAUUUCUCCACCAGAACAGGUUUAUUCACGGUGAUCUGAAGUCGAGAAACGUUUUAAUCAAACAUCAGAGCAACUGCCUUCGUCAUAAGACUUUAUUGUUGGCGGAUUUGGAUGAUCUGGUGCAGAUCCAGCAGAGUAUCACCGUGUCCAGUGAUAUCAGCAACCUACGUGGCAGCAUCCGCUAUAUGUCGCCCGAAAUGCUAAGAAAAUUUGCCGGGGAACUGAGUGAGGCUCCGGGACGAAGGACCGAUGUCUGGAGCUUAGGAUGUGUAAUUCAUGACCUUGUAGAUUGUUGUUUUAACGUGGAGGAAAAAUUGCUAUUUAACCCGAUAACUGCUGAAUGUUUUACUUUAAAGAAAAACACUCCAGAUAGUCAGUUUGUGAUGAAGAUUAUCGAAGGAUUUGUUCCAUACAUCGACGAAUGCAUUCCGAAGCUGUUUGCUGACCUCAUUCGUCGGUGCCAUGUUCUGGAUUCUCGCUUCCGUUUAACGGCUACCGAGUGUAAAAACUCUUUACUGGAAAUAUCCGAAAAUCUAACGCUCAGGCAGGAUUGUUCAGAAGGUCACCUUCCGGCUUGUUCUUGUGGAAGAGCGUCUAUGUUUGUAAAAGCUGCGGAUAUUGAGAAAGACUAUGUCCUUUGCGUUCACCGGUUCUACGCAUCCGAUGUACGGGAGCGUGAUUACGAGUCCGUCGCUCAUUUAGAAAUGCAGCUGUUUAAGCCACGAUUGAAUGCCUUAUCUGAGCUACCCAUGGCGACCCAUUCGCAUGGUUUUGAAUAUGUUCCAUCGACGAUAUUAUGUGUUGAUGGUCAAGUGAUUUUUCAAGCCAGAAAGAUUUCCGAAUCCCGAGGAAAUAGCCCGAUGGCGUUUAUGGGAUAUAGUUUGCGGGAACGCGUGUGGCGGCAGCUGUUGACUGAUUUUAAAGUGCACAGAUGGACAACGCCGCCAAUUGUGGUAGGGAAGAAUAUUUAUUAUUGGACCUGCAGCAAAAAUAAACCGUGCCGGCAUUUGCGGGUAGCGACCGUCGCCGACGAUAGAAUCCAGCUGACAAGUUCUUUUGAUAAUUUUGUAAACAAAAACACAGAAGUCUGGUUAGCCGCUGCCGGUCACGGCAAUAUCCUGCUCUUCCUGGAAAUGCAGCAGUGGCCGGCUACGGAAACCGUAGGCGGUGUACGUAUAAACGCGGAUACCGGCAAAUGGGAAUACAUUGCCAGUAUGCCCGAUCUGCGCCCUCGAUGCCAUUUUGCCAGCGUCGUGCUGGAUGACCAUCUGUAG
This is a messenger RNA of Paramacrobiotus metropolitanus, 1989 nucleotides long. RefSeq lists its product as uncharacterized. The coding region runs from base 226 to 1989 and encodes 587 amino acids. The record is from RefSeq and is a predicted model, not a curated record. The transcript is spliced from 3 exons. Gene Ontology annotation, biological process: autophagy; peptidyl-serine phosphorylation. NCBI's taxonomy places the organism in Eukaryota, Metazoa, Tardigrada, Eutardigrada, Parachela, Macrobiotidae. Gene Ontology annotation, molecular function: ATP binding; protein serine/threonine kinase activity. Gene Ontology annotation, cellular component: cytoplasm.